This is a messenger RNA of Pseudozyma flocculosa PF-1, 1176 nucleotides long. RefSeq lists its product as uncharacterized. The transcript is spliced from 4 exons. The record is from RefSeq and is a predicted model, not a curated record. NCBI's taxonomy places the organism in Eukaryota, Fungi, Basidiomycota, Ustilaginomycetes, Ustilaginales, Ustilaginaceae. Bases 1 to 1176 code for a protein of 391 amino acids. Gene Ontology annotation, molecular function: hydrolase activity.
AUGGCUCAGCCCGGCAUCUCGCAAUUUUACGUGACGCCUCUCGCGCCGUCGCCCUCGCAGCCCGACGGGCCGGCGACGCAGCGACGCUACCACUACCUCGACUACCACCCGCCCCAGGGCGUGCCCCAGCGCGCCACCAUUCUCCUCCUCCACGGCUUCCCCGACUUUUCCCGCGGCUGGAGGAACGUCGUCGCCCCGCUCCAGUUCUCGGGCUACCGCCUGAUCGUGCCCGACCUGCUCGGGUACGGCCUCACCUCGGCGCCCCGCUCCUCGCCCGACGCCUCUGGCCAGAGCAGGAUCGCAGAGUACAGCGGCAGGUCCAUCUGCGCCGACCUUGACGGCCUCCUCGACCACGCAAAGGCCGGCCAGGGCGCCGAGUUUGGCUCGCACAGCUGCGACAGCCAGGGCCGCAACGGCCGCGUCAUUGUCGUCUCCCACGACUGGGGCGGAUGGCUCGGAUGGAAGACGGCCCAGUGGAUCCCUCACCGCAUCAUGGGCGUCGCAAGCUUGUGCGUCCCGUACCAGCCUCCCACGUCGAAGCCCAUCUCGAUGGACCAGCUCAUCCAGGGCCUGCCCAACUUUGGCUACCAAAAGUUCUUUGCCGACCCGCGAUCGACCAAGAUCAUCGAGGAUAAUCUGGAGCGCUUCUUCCGCAUCGUCUACAUGAUCCCCGGCCUGUUUAGCGGCGACGGCAACAUUGGCUCGCAGGCCGCCGACUGGUACCGCGAAGGCCAGCUCGAGAAGCUCCUGACCAGCCCCGAGUUCCAAAAGGUCGACCUGUCGAGCAUCGGCAAGAGCCUGCUCGACGAGGCCGAGUUGCAGCGAUACGUCUCGACCUUUAAGAGCCGCGGCAUGGAGGGACCGCUUACGUGGUACAGGACGCGUCCGAUCAACUACAAGGACGACCAGACCUUCCGUGAAAAGGGACUGCCCGCGACGCUACCCGCGCUGCUGCUCCAGCCGACCGACGACGUGGCCGUGCCGCCGUCAAUGGGCAAGGGAAUGCCCAAGCACGUGCCGGCCGUCAGGCUGGUCGAGAUCAACGGAUCGGGCCACUUUGCGCAGAACGAGCUGCCCAACGUCGUCGUGGCCGAGAUCAAGAAGUGGAUCGACGAGGCCAUCAUCCCGUCGGAGAAGAACGGCACCUGGUUCCAGUGGAUCAAGUCUAGGCUCUGA